Boleophthalmus pectinirostris (great blue-spotted mudskipper) is the source of this 1869-nucleotide messenger RNA. RefSeq lists its product as uncharacterized. Lineage: Eukaryota; Metazoa; Chordata; Actinopteri; Gobiiformes; Gobiidae. The transcript has 5 exons. The record is from RefSeq and is a predicted model, not a curated record. Bases 1 to 1869 code for a protein of 622 amino acids.
AUGGGACGGGGAGAAGUUCGACCCCAGGUGGACAAAGUGGAGGCCAUCAUGAACUGCCACGUCCUCGCAAAAAAAAAAAGAAGUCCGCUCAUUCCUUGGCCUCACUGGGUGGUAUCGCGGUUUGUGCCCCAGUACGCCACAAUUGCGGCUCCUCUCACAGCCCUCACCAUGAAGAACCAGCGGAACCCUGUGAACUGGACAGAGGAAUGUGAGCAGGCCUUCAGCACCCUUAAGACCAUCCUGUGUUCUUCCCCAGUCUUGAAGAGCCCAGAUUUCGAUGAAAGGUUCCGGGUGCAAGUGGAUGCGUCCGCAGUUGGCCUGGGAGCAGUGCUGGUCCAAGGAGAACCCGGAGAGGAGCGCCCUAUUCUGUAUCUCAGCCGGAAACUGCAGCCAAGGGAGACCAGAUAUUCAGCCAUUGAGAAGGAAGGGCUUGCCAUCAGAUGGGCACUGGAUCACCUUCGCUACUAUCUCCUUGGCCGAGAGUUUGACUUGGAGACUGACCACAGGGCUCUCACUUGGAUCGAGUCCAUGAAGGACCAUAACAGCCGACUUACCCGGAACAUAUUGCUGAAGGACGUGAGAGAGAACGACUUUAAAACAUUUGGACAUUCAAAGGUUUUCAGUGAAUUGGUGAGUGACCUGAAGGAUUUGGAGGAGACUGGAAUCUUGACAUCGCGUGGAACGGUACGUGGAACAUUAUAUUGCAUUGCUGGCGACAACUUGGGGUCCCAUUGCAUUGGUGGCUUCUCAGAAAAUUUCAGUUCUUCACAAUACUUUUGUCGGUAUUGCUUAGUAACCCGAGAUGAAUUUCAGAGUGACAAUCCAAAUGUAUGUGGACCAUUGCGCACAACUGACAAGUACAAUGACGCUAUUGAGCGUCUCCAAAAUGAAGAUGCAGCUGAAGGAGUGAAGUUCAAUUCUAUCUUCAAUUCUUUACACCACUUUCAUGUUUGUCAGCCAGGUCUGCCUCCAUGUUUGGGGCAUGACAUAUUUGAAGGCAUUUUGGCAUAUGAUGUAGCGCUUUAUCUUAAAUAUUUCAUAAAGAAAAAAAAAUGGUUCACAUACUCCACUCUCAAUCGACGCAUUUAUCAGUUUAAAUACUGUUUGUCUGAUGCUUCUUCAAAGCCAUGUCAAGUCAAACCUCUGGCAAAAAAGCUUUCAGGACAGGCCAUACAGAACUGGAAUUUUCUGAGGCUCCUGCCUGUUAUAAUCGGUGACAAAGUGAAAGACACAACUGAUGAUGUUUGGCAGUUGACUCUGCAGCUGAAGGAUGUUGUAGAUAUGGUAUGUGCUCAGAAAAUAUCUGUUUCACAGGUUGCAUUUCUUGAUGUUCUUAUUCAAGAAUAUUUAGAGUCAAGAAAAGCUCUCUUUCCAAGCACAACACUGAAACCCAAGCAUCAUUAUUUACGCCAUUAUCCAGCACUUAUUCUGAAAUUUGGGCCCUUGAUUAGACUUUGGACUAUGAGAUUUGAAAGCAAACAUAGUUAUUUUAAGACAUGCGCAAGGAACCUAAAGAAUUUCAAAAACCUCUGUUUUACUCUCUCUCAAAGACAUCAAAUGCUGCAGGCUUAUCUUUCAGCAGGCUCACUUGGCCAGGCUGUUCUACAAGUUGAAGACAGUUCUCCGUUUUAUGUUGCACUCUAUAGUCAAGUAAUCCAGGAUGCUGUCAGGGAGUUUGGCUUCACUGAGAUAAACACAAAGGUUACAGUUAAAAUGUCCUACAAGGAAAUGGACGACAGAGAGCAAAGCAACAUAAGACGUUCCAUUGCCAAGGUUUUACCUGACCUCCCUGGAUCACUUCUGAACAUUGUGGAAGAGACACUACAAUCAAUAGGGGUGGAGACUACUGAAGAUUUUCAGUUUGUGUGA